AUGUUGCACUUCGUUUUCCUUUCUCUGCUUACGAGCACCGCCCUUGGCCAGCUCUGCGAGAGCCGCUUGAAGACUCACCGUGGAAGCCUCGAGCUCUCUUCUGAUUUCUGUCCCGUCAAGAAUGACGACUCGACUGGCCUGUCCCAGCACCACCGCACGCCUUUCGCCGUCUCUCCAAAUGGCCAGUUCGCAUACCUUGCAUACCUCGAUGCAUCGGGCAGUGGUGUCCAUGUCCAGGCGGUUAACCCGCUGACCUUCACGCCCAUAGGAAAGCCCGUGACAAUGGCCCACGGAAAGGAGGCCGGUGGUCUCGUUGCCCACGAUGAUGGAUUUGCCCUUCUUACUAACGAGCCCAUGCCGUCCGGAACACCCAAUGCACCCCCCAACAACACUGCUGUGGCUGUCCUGUACCGCUACACCCUUGGCAAGGAGACCUUCAAGACAUUCCUCGGUGGCCCAAGUGACGAUUCAGCCGGCGCUUCGUGUUCUCCACGCCUGAACGGUGAUCUUGUUUAUUCUGAAGAUGCUGGCAUGUACGGUGCUGCUUUUACCGCUGCUGGCUACGCUGGUGCUGCAAAGGGUCACUCUAGUGACAGUCUCCAAUACGUCAAUGAGAACGGCACUAUCACGAAGACCGCAGGCGCUGCGGACUGCUCCCGCAACAGUGGCAUUGCCCUCGAGGCUUCCGACUCAGUGCCAUUUGCGAGUGUGUGCGCUGACAACAAAGGCACUCUAUAUCUGAACAACGGCGCUGGCAUGAACAGCAGCCGUGUCAAGAUCGGCGCUGCCACCGGGGCUAUGGGAGGCGCAUCAGGCUCCUACAGCCAUCUUACGCGCUUCUUCGAUACCGACUCGUACAUCUUUACCUGGAUGUCGCGAGGUGCGAAGGACUCAUCCGCAAACCGCAACGUCGCUGUCGCUACCUCGCAAAAGGCCGGCAACAUGCACGUCACCUGGAUGACCGCCGGCAAAACUGACUGCCAAAACGCCCGCGUCGCUACUUUUGACAGCUCCAACGCCAUUGUCUCCUGGGAGGAGAUUGCCGAAGGCAAAUUCACAGGCACUUACUUCCAGCAGAUCAGAGACGGCAAGAAGAUUGGCAAGCCGAUCAAGUCCACGAACGUCUACGUUGCUGGAGACAUGGUCAACAUGGGCGAUGGCCGCGUGUGCUGGCCCUACGUCAACAUGGCGUGGAGCCUCGAUGGCCUGGCCUCGAAAUGCCCCCUCACCAAGGUCAUGAGCUUCGCAUGCAUGACA
Molecule: messenger RNA, 1257 nt
Organism: Exserohilum turcica Et28A
Lineage: Eukaryota; Fungi; Ascomycota; Dothideomycetes; Pleosporales; Pleosporaceae
Exons: 1
Source: RefSeq, a predicted model, not a curated record